AUGCCGCCGGACCGCGGUCGUGCCUCCCGGGCAUGCACCUCAUGCAGAAAACAAAAGACUAGAUGCUAUGAGGCCGGAAUUCCUGGACGAGCGUGUAUGCGAUGCGAUCGACUUCACCAAAGUUGCUCGCUCGUCCAAAUUAUUGCCUCGGACGAGGAAUCCGUAGCCCCCGCACCAGGCACGGAUGCUCGUUUAGAACGUCUUGAAAAAACUGUGGCUACUCUGCUCGAUCGGCUUGGAGAAGGCCCAGAAAAAACUCCUGGUCAUGAGUCGAGUAGGCCUACCCCUGCGCAGACGAGCCCUGAGUCUGGCGGUGCGUACAAAGACACGGAGUCUUCCGCGGCUCCGAUUAUGGUCAUCCGCGAUCUAGCAACGGACAGCGGUAUCAAACCAAUGUCCGAUGCCAGAUCUUUGGGGGCGGUAUUGGACGACCUUAUUUCCCCUGAUCUUGCACUUACCCUGAUCAAAAUUUUCCUCGAAUAUUACGGACGGUGGGUUCUCUUUGAUCCCGAGUGUGAGCCAAGCGAGCUUCUCCGGCAAGUGAAAAAAUCGAGCUUGCUAUUCUGCGCUUGUUCUUUGAUCGCCGUGAGGCACACUUCUGAGGAAUUGGCUGCAAGCCUUGCUCCGAAGUUGUAUGAGUAUGCCCGCUCUCUUGCUUCUACCACCCUUCUAGUUGCGCCACAGCCCAUUGAGUUCUUCCAGGCUACCCUUAUCCUUUCUAUGUGGUCGACAACUGUCGGACAGGUGCCUUUGAGUAUCGAUAGCUGGCUUCUGAGCGGGUUCGCUUUACAGCACUCCCAUUCGAGUCCACUGUUUGCUGCUGUCACGACUCAAUCUCAUCCUCCAAAUAGAUUGGAUGAGGAAACUAUGAAUAAUUGCUAUCUGUGGAAUCAUCUCUGUCUUGCUCAUAUGCAUUAUUGUGUUGGAACCAGUCGUCGAUCCAUGCUACAACCCUGGCAAAUCGAGCGAUGUCGUGAUAUCAUUGUUUCGGAUCAUGCGAUAAAUUUUGAAGUGCGCAUGGUGGCGGAGAUUUAUCUUUACUGGACUGUAUAUGAAUAUCUCAUACAGGAGUCAGUUGAUUUACUGAAAUCAGUCGCAGCUUUGCAGGACUGGCGACGAAAAUGGGAAUUUGUCCUUGAGCAACCGAGAUCUCAGUUUCUCUCAAUGGGCUUCCAUUUCUCCCAUCUGCUUCUAUACGAGCAUGCUCUGAAAGCCAAGUCUUCCCGAGCUAGGGAACCAGUCGUGUCGGAAAUGAUUCGCCAUGCCACGGCAAUUGUGCAACUGGCCAUGGAUACAGUAGAUGAGCGUACGCGCCAUUUGACCGAUCACAUCUACCAUAUGAUCACCUUUGCAGCGAUUGUCAUAUGCCGCCUGCUGAAUGGCUACCAAGAACAGGUUGCCUCGACUCACAAUAUUGACGAGCUCGAAUUGCUUGUUCGUGACUUAGUGCAGUGGCUGUACUGCAUUGGGUUACCAUGCCAUGCGGCGCAUACUUUGGGAAAUAUCAUCACCAAGGUGCAUCAAAAAUUACGACCGCACGUCGAGCUACCGCCAGCAAACCCGCAACCAGAUGAGCUACUUGGUGAACUUAGCAAUUACUAUUUCCCGGAAUUUCUUGGAUUGGGGAUUUCAGCUAAUGGAGAUUGGGAUCUUAUGUCCAAUAUGGGUCUCUUUCCGGAAAGCUCAUCUAUUCCAGGGAGACCUGACUGA
Penicillium samsonianum is the source of this 1710-nucleotide messenger RNA. Its product is annotated as Zn(II)2Cys6 transcription factor domain-containing protein. Gene Ontology annotation, molecular function: transcription cis-regulatory region binding; DNA-binding transcription factor activity, RNA polymerase II-specific; zinc ion binding. The coding region runs from base 1 to 1710 and encodes 569 amino acids. NCBI's taxonomy places the organism in Eukaryota, Fungi, Ascomycota, Eurotiomycetes, Eurotiales, Aspergillaceae. The record is from RefSeq and is a predicted model, not a curated record. The transcript is spliced from 4 exons. Gene Ontology annotation, biological process: regulation of DNA-templated transcription. Gene Ontology annotation, cellular component: nucleus.